AUGAAGACACCCGGAGUUGAAGGCGGUUCAGUCCGCAGAAACGGAAAGCCGACCUCCUGCGAGCCAUGCCGGCUGUCCAAAAUCCGAUGCGACCAUGCUCGACCGACGUGUAAUCGGUGCGUCCAGAGAAAGCUCACUGCGAAGUGCUUUUAUCAUCCUGCGCCGUUGACGCGACCACGCGGCAGCGCCAAGUCUCGUCGACAGACCCAAUCCACUCCGUCUACUGCCAGGACAGAACAAAGUCUUGACAGACAGCUUCCAAUUAGUCCUGCGGCCUGCCCCCAACUGCAGACACCAGGUGGGUCCUCCGGGAUCGUAGAGAGUGAACCCUCCACCACUGGUCGGGUGAACUAUCUCGGCCCGUCCAGCUUCCUGUCUGUCUUCCACGACGUCAGCCCCAACCUUGAGGUCUCGACAUUUGCCCGAUCCUCAGUCCUAUGGGGACGCUGGACUAGUGCCUCGCCCAGUAUCACGCGACGACUGGUCCAGCUUCUUCGUCCGCUCGCGACGUAUGAAGAAUUGCUCAUCCAGAAAUACGACGAAUGCCGAUUCACCGUCAUCCCGGAGCCGCUGGUCCUCAGACCCCUAAGGCUGCUUCGAGCGCAGGUCGAAGACAGACGAUGGUUUGAUGAUGAAGAGGCCCUCGCGUCUAUGAUCACUCGUAACACAGCAGAAAAGUCGAUUGAUAUCACCCCCAACAUGACGGCAGACGAGUUCUACGCGACCUUCACCGGAGACAACCUUAGAUGGGAGUUCGUGGGACUGAUAUUCACUCUGGCUGGUCUGGCGGCAACGACAGCGUGGAACCAGCACCAAACGUUUCUAGAAGAUAGAGAUCGAGAUGCGUUCGCAGAGGAGAUGGCUGCCGCAAGUAACGCCUGCAUCGAGAUUUGCAACCAGUAUGACAACGUCAAUGAUCUGGUGGUAUGGCUGUACUAUACGCACUUUUCUCUGGCGGCUGACGCGAUGGAAGAUCUGAGCCACUACGUUUAUCGGCUCUACGGAGAGUUGAUAUCUCACAUGCAUGCCUUAGGUCUACAUCGACUCCAAAUAUCGAACGCAGAGAUCCCCUUCUUUCUAUCAGAAACGCGCAAGAGACUGUUCACCGCGUGCUACCGCACAGACAAAAACAUGGCGAUGUUUCUGGGUAGACCACCUCGACUGCAGGACCAUUUCUGCGACACCGACAUGCCCCUCGACCUUGACGAUGGCAGUCUUGUUCUGGACCCGGAGGCUCUCAAGCAAGUACUCGCCGGAUUGUCUCCAGAUGGAUGGGGUGACGUGCCGAUUGAGAAAGGCAACAUCCGCCCGGCAACAGCCGUUCGAGUACGAUAUAUGAUAGCAAAACUACGAGAACGGGUCGUGGUGUUUUUUGUCGGCAAGAAGACCAAGACGUUCGAUGAGGAUGUGCAGGCAGUAUACCUUGACUUGAAACAUUUGUGGGACACAAUCCCCGUCCAAUUUCACUACCAUACCACUGGCUUCGGGGAUAAAAACCCUGCGACCGCAGCAAUCAGGGUGAUCACCUGUUUGGAAUACCUUCACACAAUAUCGCAGAUCGAACGGAUCCGAUGUCGCGAUAGCCCAGACGCCAUGCAUAACCUGCUGGACUCAUCGAUGCGGAUUGUCACCGCUCUGAUUGACUUCAUCAAAGCACGGAAGCAGGGUGGGAAUAUUCAGAAGGAGUACACGGGAGUGUUUCUAUUGUACGGUCUCCCAGCUGCAGGCGUCCUUGCCAUCGAGCUCCAUCGCUGCACCGUCUCGGAAACGCCGCUACCCUCAUGUAUUCCUCGGUCUAAAAUAAUUCGGAACCUUGGCCUAUUGGUAUCAUGGUUCGAAGACGCCAAUAGCUCCAUGAGCGUCACCCAGAAGAACUGUGUGCAGGUGAGCGAGGUGAUCACAAGGCUGCUCGAUGAGACGUUGAACCACCAACCCGGGGCUGGGUUGCAAACAACCGGUCAAUUCCAGCAUCGGCUGGGGCCUGACACUAGCGAGCGGCCGAUGAUUGAUGGAGUUACGGCAGUAGCCUCUGAUACCGGGAGCCUGGUGCUGCCGGAUGAGAAUUGUGCCAACGUGAAUACAUUCGGAACCAGUGUUGAGUUUUUGGAUUGGUGGGAUGAGUUCUGGGUGGAUGGAGCUAUUCCAGAGGCUGUUUUGUGA
Aspergillus steynii IBT 23096 is the source of this 2160-nucleotide messenger RNA. RefSeq lists its product as uncharacterized. Gene Ontology annotation, biological process: regulation of DNA-templated transcription; DNA-templated transcription. The coding region runs from base 1 to 2160 and encodes 719 amino acids. The transcript has 5 exons. Gene Ontology annotation, molecular function: DNA-binding transcription factor activity, RNA polymerase II-specific; DNA binding; zinc ion binding. Gene Ontology annotation, cellular component: nucleus. The record is from RefSeq and is a predicted model, not a curated record. NCBI's taxonomy places the organism in Eukaryota, Fungi, Ascomycota, Eurotiomycetes, Eurotiales, Aspergillaceae.